ACAGAAUAUAAGACUCGGGGUCGUCAAUAUAGAUCAAAGACUCUAAUUUCCACUGUUAAAACUCAAACUGGCCCUAAAAAAUGAAGUUGUUUAUUUUUAUUUUUACCUGUGUAGCAAUUAUUGAUUACGGUUGGUGCAUUGACUGCUAUAAAUGUCAAAACUGCGACGAAAAUAGGCCAGAUACUUGGGACAAAAUUAGUUGCGGAGUUUACGGCGUUCCCAUUCCGAAAAAUCUCAUAUGGGCCUGUCUGACCAUAGAUUUCACGAAUAAAACUACUUUACAAGAAGAGCAAGUGAGAAAGUGUGUACUAGCUGAGAAAAAACAAGAAAGUCUUACUUUCAAUUGUCCGAUUAAUAUCGGCGAAAUAAAAUCGUGUAAAAUUUGUUCAAAAGACUUUUGUACGUAAUUGAUACGUUAAAAAUUUGAAAUUCAUAGUAUCAUUAAUCUUAUACACACUCAAACGGUCACAUGUAACAAAGAAGAACACAGAACAAAAGAUAAACAAUAUUAUAUUAAAUAAAUCCGUCAAUUUAUAAAAAAAUACAUUUAUUCAAUAUCGGGCUGACUUAGAAGUUUUUUUGGCUUUCUUGUGUAUCAAAAUUAAAAGUCUAGACAGGUAUCACGCUAAAGAAUAGCCAGGUCCAUUGGAAGUUCCGCUUUCCGCUUCGGCGAUCGCUUUUAACAAUUCUUUCCUUGCUUUGGUUCCAAUAAAUACCAACAGAAAUGCACCGAGUA
Messenger RNA from Phyllotreta striolata, 736 nucleotides. Lineage: Eukaryota; Metazoa; Arthropoda; Insecta; Coleoptera; Chrysomelidae. The record is from the annotation of a GenBank genome assembly.